Ciona intestinalis (vase tunicate) is the source of this 2406-nucleotide messenger RNA. Lineage: Eukaryota; Metazoa; Chordata; Ascidiacea; Phlebobranchia; Cionidae. The record is from RefSeq and is a predicted model, not a curated record.
UCCCCCAAAAAUGUACGCAAUGUGUACACAAAAGACAAAUGAUCCGAGAGAUUUUACGUUACUUUGCUAAACGGUUUAGUCGUGUAGCAACCGCGUGCGCGAAGCUACACCAUCGUUUGGUCUGCUGAAGCGUUAACUUUGUACGUUUAAAUUCCUUAAAAACAGGCAUUGGAGCCCACUUCAGUUUGUUCAGUCAAGCGUACCCAAGAGCAUUCCAGGGUUCUAAAAUCAACAAUUUUAUGCGUUACAACAACAGACGAAGCAAAACUCUGGUAAAACGUUCUAAAAUUUGCUGUAGUGCUGAAGCGUAAAUAUGGCUGUUCCUUUUUGGAUCAAGCAAGUGUGGGAGUUUAGGUCAGCGCUGGUUGUGAUACUUACCCCACUGCUACUUUUGCCUCUCCCGCUGGCCUUGCCAGGAACGGAGUCGUCAUGCGGUUACAUAAUUCUUAUUAUGGCAAUAUACUGGAUAACCGAAGCAAUCCCGCUGGCAGUGACGUCACUAAUACCUCUCAUACUCUUCCCAUUGACUGGAAUAAUGACGUCAAAGGAAGUUAGCAAAGCUUACUUCACAGACACAAACUGGUUGUUCAUCGGAGGUUUAAUGAUCGCAGUUGGGAUCGAGAAUUCAGGAUUACACAGAAGGAUUGCAAUCCGUGUUCUCAUGUUGUUUGGCACAAAGCCGAGAAGGUUAAUGGCUGGAUUUAUGGUGACCACGUUUUUCUUAUCGAUGUGGAUCAGUAAUACAGCAACUACUGCAAUGAUGCUUCCAAUUAUAGAAGCUGUGUUCAUACAACUCAAGGAAAACGAACUUAAAACAGCUCGCCAAGAAAAACAAGAUUCAAGACGAACAGAGGAAGAAGAGUUCACAAAUAUUGCUGUUGGUGUAAAACAUCUUUAUGGGCAAGACAACCCAGCGCUUAAAGCUGACGAGAUGCUACAGCAGAGCCGGUGGAGUUGACUGAAGAACAAAUGAAGCUUGAAGAAGCAGUGAGUCAGCAGAUGGAUCGUCUCAUAAAAGGAAUAACUUUGUGUGUGCCGUAUGCUGCUAGCAUUGGUGGAACCGCAACCUUAACAGGAACGGCACCAAACCUUGUUUUAGCAGGACAAUUCGAAAUAAUAUUUCCCAACGCUACACAAGAUAUUUCCUUUGGUACAUGGAUGGCAUACAGUUUCCCCAAUGCGUUUGUGAUGCUGCUAUUUACUUAUGCUUGGUUGAGUUGGUUGUUUAUUGGGUUCGGGUUAUCUGAUAUGAAAACACUGUUUAAGUGUACUGAGAAAUCGCAAGGCGAGAUUAACGCAGACGAGGUGUUACGCCAAGAAUAUAAAAAGCUUGGCGGUAUAAGGUGGGAAGAAGGAACGGUUCUGGUAGUGUUUAUUCUGACUGCACUGCUGUGGUUUUUCCGCAAACCUGGCUUUAUGCCUGGCUGGGGUCAAAUAUUUAACGACAACGCCUCUGAUGGAACUGUUGCAAUGGCAAUGGCGUUUAUUCUCUUUAUUCUUCCCCGUGAAAGACCUCAACUUCUUUGUAGUUCAAGAGUUGGUUUGAGAAAGUCAGUACCACCAAUCGUUGAUUGGCCAACCAUGCAGAAAAAGUUUCCAUGGAGUGUUGCUUUGCUGCUUGCGGGAGGUUUCGCACUGGCCAGUGGGGCAACGAAAUCAGGAUUUUCUGUUUGGAUGGGAAACCAGUUGGCAUUUCUUGGCAGUCUUGAACCUUGGCUUAUUUGCUUCGUAAUCACUAUCGUUGUUUGUCUCUUCACCGAAUGCUCCAGCAACACAGCAACAACAACGUUAUUUGUGCCAAUUCUGGCCCAGUUGGCUCAAGUUCUGCAAAUACACCCAUUGUUUUUGCUAAUAUCCCCAGUUUUGGCAGCAUCCUUGGCAUUUAUGUUGCCAGUUGCUACUCCGCCAAAUGCCAUAGCGUUUUCGUAUGGUCACUUGAAAGUGUUGGAUCUAGUAAAGGCAGGUUGGGUGCUGAACAUCAUUGGUGUAUUAGUGCUUACAUUCUUCAUCAAUACUUUCGGAAUAUCUUAUUUUCAUUUGAAUUCCUUUCCGGAUUGGGCUGCGCUACCGUCGAGUAUCAAUUCAACUGCAAUGCCAAUGAAUAGUAGCAACACAACCACUAGCAUUUGAUUUUGCACACGUUUACCACAAAUUUUCCUCUUUUCAAAUUAAAGAAGAUUGUACAGAAUUGCAUUGCUGUGUAUUCUUUUAGACUUUUGUAGAGUUGCACUAACCUAUUGUUGCUGUGUCAAAUACUUUAACAAAUUAUUCUCUCAAAUUUCAUCUGUUGCUUUACACACCAUGUGUAAAUGUUCAGCUGGAAGCCAUAUAUAGUAAACUGUAAAAGGUUCGCAGUUGGCGAAAAUUUAUUCGCACUCUCAUACAAUAAAAAGAUUGCCCCAACAA